Molecule: messenger RNA, 3930 nt
Organism: Apus apus (common swift)
Lineage: Eukaryota; Metazoa; Chordata; Aves; Apodiformes; Apodidae
Gene: RFFL
Product: ring finger and FYVE like domain containing E3 ubiquitin protein ligase
Exons: 8
Coding region: 414-1493 (359 amino acids)
Biological process (GO): negative regulation of extrinsic apoptotic signaling pathway via death domain receptors; protein K48-linked ubiquitination; proteasome-mediated ubiquitin-dependent protein catabolic process
Cellular component (GO): plasma membrane; cytoplasm
Molecular function (GO): ubiquitin protein ligase activity
Source: RefSeq, a predicted model, not a curated record
UGCCAUAGCGCCGCGCCCGGCGGAGCGCCCGGGCCUGCCGCGCCCGGCCCCGCAACCGGCCCCGCAACCGGCAGGCACCAGCGGAACCACCGGCCGUGUGCAGCCCACGUCCCACGGGGAAGGUCUAGAGAGCAUCCAGGCACAGGCACUGCCUGUGCCAGCCUGCCGGGUCCAUGGGAAGCAGCCAGUGGAUGUGAGUGUGGAGACACUGCUCAGCUGCUAGCCCUGAUGGGCUCGACAGCACAGCUGCUGCUGGGUGCAGAGAAGCCUGACCAAGACACUACAGGAGCUAACCUGGACACCUGGCUCUGACUGUGCUCACUGCAGCUCGACCUGAGAGCUCUGCCGUCUGCCUCUGGAGCUGGUCACCUGGAACAGGGCAGGCUGACAGAGCUGCUGAUCAGACUGUGACUAUGUGGGCAAGCUGCUGCAAUUGGUUCUGUCUGGACAGCUCGGCCGAGGAGCCGCCGCCGCAGGGAGCCCGAGCCCAGGCCUAUUCCAACCCUGGGUUCAGCUCCUACCCCUCUCCCACCACUCCCGAGCAGAGCUGCAAGGCCUGUGGGGUGCACUUCAACAGCUCCUCUAGGAAGCACGUCUGUUUGGACUGUAAAAAGACCUUCUGUACCUCCUGCUCAAACCAGCUUGAAGGAAGUCCCCUUCUCUGCCAUCUCUGCCAGCGUGUCCGUGCCACGGCUUUCCAACGGGAAGAGCUGAUCAAGAUGAAGGUGAAGGAUCUGCGAGACUAUCUGGCGCUCCGUGAGAUCUCCACAGAGUUGUGUCGUGAAAAGGAGGACCUGGUAUUUCUGAUUCUUGGCCAGCAGCCUGUAAUUACCCAGGAAGAUCAGAUAAGAACAAACCCACUUAAUACUAGUGCCUCUGGACAGCAAGACUUUGUGAUUCUCCCACCACCCAGCACAGCAUCUCCUACCUCACCUGAUGCGUCUCCCACGUCUGCAGAUCCCAUCUCAAGUUCACUAGCUCAGGAACAUCAACAGGCAAAUGGUUACAUGUCUGCAAGCCAAGUCAGUCUGACAGGAGUUGAGGAUGCAGCAGAAGCACCAACAGAGGAGGAGACACAGUCUACUGACUCAGAAGAUAACCUGGUGCAGGGGAGGAAGGCUUCUCUCUCUGACCUGACCAGCAUCGGGGACAUCAACGCGCUCUCGGUGCGGCAGCUGAAGGAGAUUCUCGCUCGCAACUUUGUCAACUACAAGGGCUGCUGUGAGAAGUGGGAGCUGCUGGAGAGGGUGACUCGUCUGUAUAAAGAGAAAGACCUUCAACAUCUAGUUUCUGACACCGAUGAUCAAACUGGUGGUGCUGGGCUCCCUGGCACAGAGGACAACCUCUGCAAAAUCUGCAUGGACGCCCCCAUCGACUGUGUCCUGCUGGAGUGUGGCCACAUGGUCACUUGCACCAAGUGCGGGAAGCGGAUGAGCGAGUGCCCCAUCUGCCGGCAGUACGUGAUCCGGGCCGUCCACGUCUUCAAGUCCUAAGUGUGCUGAGGACUGGGACUGGUGGUGCCCUAAAGCCUCACCUGCUCUUGGAGGCACAAUCCCUACAAAUAGUUAGGUCAGAGAUUAGCACAUGGACCCUGCUGGAAGUGAGGGAAGGAUGAAGCCUGGGGAAAAUCAUUCUUGCUCAAGCUGUGCCUGGCUCUGCUCUUCCCACAAUAGUGCUUUACACCACAGUGCCUGGACUCCUGGGAGCUCAUUGCCAGCAGCAGACACAGAAACCAUUGACAACCUACACUCUAGGGUAACUCGAUCCACUAGUGUUUGGGAUAGAUGGAUGCUUGGCUUUCCACCUCAAAGAGGCUUUUUCUUUUUCCCUGAAUAAUAAGUGGACUGGAGACUCAAAAAGUGGCUUUUGUUUUUUCUUCUUAGGCUAUAAACCCAUCAUCAACUUUUAUUUCCAAGGUUAAAAUUGUUUUGUGCUUGUUAAUGUUUAAAAAUAUAUUAUUUAAUGUUAAUUUCUUAUGCUUGCAGGACAGGCAGACUGCCUCUGAUUUCUGUGUUCAAAACAGCAGAAUUCUAGCCUAGUGCAAUUGUGGAAAAAUGUAUAAUUUUAUUUGAAGAUGGACUUUGUACUAUUGAAAAAUGUAAGCGGAGUGGGACUGAGACACAGCCUUACUUUGGGUGGUGGUGCUGUUGUGUUUACGUGCCAGGGAAAGGGAGAGGUCUGGUUUGGCCACUACUGACUCCUUGGACUUGCCAGGCUGCCUUACAGCAAACACCAGCAGUUUUACAGCUGGGCUGACUUCAUUCCAUCAUGGAGCUGCACAGCUCAGGCUUGAGGCUGUUGGAGGGUUCAGUGUGGAAAUACAGCUCAAGUACCAAGGGAUCCCCUUGCUACACAAUCACACCUAAGUACAGGUGACACUUUUCAGAGGGGAGACAUGAACAAAAGCAAACUUGUCUCCCGUGGAUCAGUAAGAUCAGUGAUCAUCACUGUAGGUGCCUCUGUUUGCUAAUCAGCUUCCUCUUCAUCCUCCCCUCCGCUCAACCUUAAGCAGCCUGAAAGUAACAGGACUGCAUCAAAGGCAAUUUAUUUUGUACUCCUGCCUUGAGGGUGGACAGGGGAUUCUGUGGUCUGAUCAGUGACCCCUGCAAGCCCUUCCUGCUCUGCUCAGCUGGAAGCCUUGCUGGAGAAAUGGGAACUGCCAUGUUUUUCCCUCUGUGCCCUGCAGGCAGUCUGUGCAGUUGCCUGGUACCAGCUACUUUGCAAAUCUUGAUGCCUUAAGUUUUCAGCCAGCAUGGGAUUGUAUUCUCAUUUCAAGUCAUCCAUGAAGCUCAGCACCUUCUGCUGCAGCAUCUUCCUGUCUAGCUUUUCCCUUUGGGGGGUGGCUGCCAGCAGAGAACUGCAUAAACAAGUGUCCACUUAAGCUUCUGGAAGUGGUUACAGAAAUGAUCACCAGAGCCAUCUGCUUUUGCAAGAAGUGGUAACAUGUUAACAGCAAAUUAAAUUUGCCCCCUUUCCCCUGGAACAUUGCCCGAGUAGCACCUGCUUCCCAAGUGGGGAGUGGAGGGUCGUGCUAUGCAAGUUGGAAUCAAUAAAUAACUUCAGGUGAGGAAACCUGUUGCUUGGGAGGUAGAACCUCUGCACUGCUGAGGUCAUCACUGAACUCCACAAAAAAGCAACAGCUGCUGAAGUUUAUUGAACUAGAAAUUGAGUUUUACCUCUUCCCCUGUUCAAGUUGUUCUCUAACUGUUGACUUAGGGUUGAACAGCUCCCAGCAGGAGAGGAGGACUGGUACAAUUCCAUGCAUCAUCUUAAAAAUAAUAUUGCAGGUGAGCAGUGAGUGUAUUUACUCUUCAGGUGGUUCACAGGGGCCUCUUUAAGAGGAACAGGAAUAAAAAUAUAAAGUGUUGAACAGCCUCAUUUAGCAGAUUCACUGUGAAAAUUCAUGUCAUAUUUUUCAAUAAACUCAGGGCUGGGGGAAUUCAGCAGGAAGAAGAGUAUUCCCCUGUGGACAGAUGUAGAGGGUAGGCUUAUUUCUUACAGCAGAUAAAUCAAGAUAGAUCAAUGCCUGAAACGUUAGAAAUGAGAAGAUAUACCCACCAUAUGUCUCUGAAAUGUGCUUUCUGAAGGGAGGACUUUUUUUUUUUUCCUGACUACACUGUUUUUCUUGCAAAAGAAAAAAAGGAUUCUCUGCUAUGGAUUUGAUUGUCUUUGAAGAAAAGUAACAAUCUGGAGGAAACUUAUUAAUGAUCCAAAAGAAUAUAAUCAUCAGAACUAAUAAAGUAAAUGGAAAUAUUUAUGUGCUUUAUGUGCACUGUACAUAGUUUAAAUAUUUUUAAAGUUAAUAUUCUAUUUGAAGUGGCAUGUUCUUCUCUGUUAAAUCCUCUGGGUACUAUGAUGGUAAACUCACUAGUUUUGGUACAGAAGUUUGGUUUAUAAUUUUAUAAUAAAGCUGAAAUGUGAUUUAGUUAA